Messenger RNA from Bactrocera neohumeralis, 2863 nucleotides. RefSeq names its product DNA replication licensing factor REC (gene rec). Gene Ontology annotation, cellular component: MCM complex; nucleus. The transcript has 5 exons. The record is from RefSeq and is a predicted model, not a curated record. Gene Ontology annotation, molecular function: ATP binding; single-stranded DNA binding; single-stranded DNA helicase activity. Lineage: Eukaryota; Metazoa; Arthropoda; Insecta; Diptera; Tephritidae. The coding region runs from base 78 to 2336 and encodes 752 amino acids.
AGAAAUCGUAUGCGCGGGUUUAUAUCGAAUUUAAAUCGCUGUUUUUUAAAGUAAAUCACAUAAUUGAAGUGUAAAAAAUGAAUCCGCCGGCCGCGCGACCUACAGGACGCUUUGUACGUGGUCGCGGACGAGGUGGAGGUGCUUAUCGUCCGUAUUUUUAUUUUCGUCGCAACGGACGUACGAUACCAGCUGGUGGACGUGGAAAUACUGAUGCACCGGCUCGUGCAAAUUACUCAGGCUGCCGUGGGCAAAGACGCGGAGCAAUGCAAAAUAAUUAUUAUACCCACCCACCGAAUGUAGUAUUAGAUUCGUCUUUUCUGCGGCCAGAAUGCUAUGCUGCACCUGAUGAUAUCCAAAACACCGUUCAAAGUUUUCGUGCGGAUAUGCCCCCACAUUGCCCCGGCUGGCAUUUAUAUUUUCCACAAGAACCCUAUAAUGAAACAUCAGAGCUAGCAAAUCGUAUUAAAGCAGUUGAAGAGUAUUUUAUAAAAAAUCAAGAGACUUAUGUAUUUAAAAAAAUACAACACGAAAAGUACUUUAAUUUGGAGGCAAUACAUGUUUGUGGCGACAAGGCACUUACAACUGUUUGGCCUAAGUUGAAAGAAGAUAUGCUGGAGCGAACGUCACGUACUCUAGCAACAUUUGCCGUCGCCAUGCACAAAGCAAUAACAAUGUCUGCCGUAAAUAGUGCAACCAGUCAGCUGGCCAGUAGCAGUACCGCUUAUGUGCCUCGCUGUACUUUACCACGAAAAAUAUACGUACGACCGAACGGUUUUGCGGAAAUUAAUUUAAUUUCACACUUGAAUAGAACGAUGAUAGGGAACUUAUGCAGUGUACGCGGAGCUGUGUCUGCCAUAGGCAUAGUAGAAGCGGCGGCCACAUGGAUAGCAUAUAAAUGUCCGCGCUGUGGACAGGAGCAAGCAAUGAGACAAACCGGAUUUUACAUAUCACGACCGCAUAGCUGCAAAAGAGAAGGCUGUCUCGCGAAGAAGAAUUUUAUAGAACAGCGUUCCUCACCUUACACACGGAUCACACCACAGCAAAUUAUACAACUUCAGGAGGCCAAUCUACAAGCGCCUAUUGACAGAGAAUACGAUUCAUCAAGCAUGCUUGAUGUCGAGUUAAGAUACGAUUUGGUUGAUACGCUCGUAGCAGGUGACGAGGUCAUUAUUUGUGGCAUAAUUAAAAUACGUACAUUGGACGACGAGCAGAAUGCAAAUCCACGUUCCUCUGUAACCACAAGUAAAAUCUACAUGAAAGCAGUUUCCAUUAAGAAAGUAAAACAUUUGGGACACACAUUCACUCAGCGAGAUAUGGAUGCAAUUUCCAUGAUAAACUCUGAGCCUGAUAGUUUUAAGCUUCUAUCACAUUCAGUUGCGCCUGAGUUACAUGGACAAGAGAUAGUGAAAGCAGGUAUUUUGCUAUCACUCUUUGGUGGCGCUGGUUCACAAAUACACGAAGAGUCUGAGAUUAACGUCUUAUUAGUGGGUGAUCCUGGUAUUGGCAAAUCCCAUUUGCUCGAGAUGUCUGCAAAAAUUUCAGAAAAAGGCACUUUCCUCAGUGGCAAACAUUGGUCUCCCGCCACACAGUCUUUAACUACCGCACUUCAAGGUCGUACAAAUCACAUUCUCAGUUCGGGUGCACUCACUAUUUCCAAAACAGGCCAUUGCGCCAUCGAUGAUAUAGAUCGUUUAGCUUCCCAACAGGAUGCUUUAGUGCAAAUAAUGCAGUCGAAAAUGGUCUCACUACCAUUCUCAAAUUUAUAUGCAACUAUAGCUAUGCCGACAUCUGUUAUUGCAGCCGCAAAUCCACUUCGUGGUCACUACGAUCACUCGCGACUACUCACCGACAACACACGUUUGAGCAGUGCAUUACUCCAGCAAUUUCACUUAGUAUUUCUGCUAUUGGAUAAGUCGAACAAAGACUUGGACACCUCAUUAACAGAUCACAUUAGAGCAAUGCACGACGGCAUAAAGAAAAAUGCUGCGAUUGCACAACGCUUCGACAGAAAACCGAAAACGAAUAACUCCAUGAACUUAUCACUGGGUGAUGAGGAAUUGGAUGAUGACCAAUAUGACUUAAGUGCGCGUUUAAAGCUAAAAUACGAUGAUUUCAAAGAGGAGGAACUAGAUUUGCUGCCGCCCAUAUUGCUGAAGAAAUUCAUAGCAUAUGCACGCCAACAAUUGCGUCCUUUAUUGAACGCUGAAGCUGCCGAAGCGCUUAAAACCUUUUAUAUGAGCUUGCGUGACAAAGUAGACGAAGAGCAAAGUUACAGUGUAUCAACAAGAUCUGGCAACCCUAAAGUUGCAAUCCGGCAACUCACAACUUUAUCGUAAAGUUUGAUAAUUUUGAUGUUAUAGAUACUCAGAACGUUUUGACAUACAAGCGCUGUUUGUGUUGUUCACAGUAACUUAAAAUAUUCUUCUCUUAAACGCGAACAUUGUCGCGUGAUUAUUUUUUACGACUUUCGGCGUUGAUUAACUCAUCAAGAGCUUAAUUCCGUUUUUGGCGAUGAAGCUCCAUCAAGGACUAGUGUUUAUCGAUGGUAUGGUGAUUUCAAUCGAGGUCGUAGAUCACUCAAAGACGGACUUCGUGAAGGUGAUCCAAAUUGCGUUGUUCCGGUAACCUUUGAUGCUGUGCACAAACCAAUAUUGCCAGGAAAACAAAUUUCUUCACCACGACAAUGCGAACUCUCACACAUCGACUGAAAUAACUGCAUUUGCGUUUAUAUGGCGUUUUGGAUGCAUGUUUUUGAGAAUCUCAAUCAGAGUUGAAAAAGUGCUUCGACAAUUGUUUCAAAGGCAUGAAAAAUUUUAUAGAUCUUUAUGGCGAAUAUUUAAAAAAACAAUAAAAAAAAUUAAAA